Piliocolobus tephrosceles (Ugandan red Colobus) is the source of this 1058-nucleotide messenger RNA. It is a transcript of the gene SYNGR4, whose product is annotated as synaptogyrin 4. Bases 292 to 996 code for a protein of 234 amino acids. Gene Ontology annotation, cellular component: synaptic vesicle membrane; neuromuscular junction. Lineage: Eukaryota; Metazoa; Chordata; Mammalia; Primates; Cercopithecidae. The transcript is spliced from 5 exons. The record is from RefSeq and is a predicted model, not a curated record.
ACCAAAAGAAGGCGAAGGUGGCGCCAGGGAUAAGGAGAGGUGGGCGGGCGAAAGGAAGGGCAGGCCCUCCGGUGACGCAGAUUGGCCCUCCAGAGACGGGGCGGCCUUUUCUUAGGCGGCGUCACCCCCAAACCCCAGCACUGCCAUUCCGGGUCCUUACAGGGGAGACCGCGAUUCUAAGAAGCAGCCAAGCCCAGGGCUGGCCUGAAGCCCCCGGACGGCAGUGCCCAGCAGGCAGCGCCCAGCACCCUGACUCCCACCUCCCAGUGGCCCCAAAGGAGAACAGCUGCCAUGCACAUCCCCGAAAGCCUCCAGGACCUGGCCAGCAGCGAAGCCGUGCAGUUUCUGAGAAGGCCCAAGACCAUCACGCGGGUCUUCGAGGGGGUCUUCUCCCUGAUUAUCUUCUCCUCCCUGCUGACCGAUGGCUACCAGAACAAGAUGGAGUCUCCGCAGCUCCAUUGCAUUCUCAACAGCAACAACGUGGCCUGCAGCUUUGCCGUGGGAGCCAGCUUCCUGGCCUUCCUCAGCUGCCUGGCCUUCCUCGUCCUGGACACCCAGGAGACCCACAUUGCUGACACCCGCUUCAAGACAGCUUUCCAGCUUCUGGACCUCAUCCUGGCUGUUCUCUGGGCAGUUGUCUGGUUCGUGGGUUUCUCCUUCCUGGCCAACCAGUGGCAGCAUUCACCGCCCAAAGAGUUCCUCCUGGGGAGCAGCAGUGCCCAGGCGGCCAUCGCCUUCACCUUCUUCUCCAUCCUUGUCUGGAUAUUCCAGGCCUACCUGGCAUUCCAGGACCUCCGAAAUGAUGCUCCAGUCCCCUACAAGCGCUCCCCGGAUGAGGGCGGCAUGGUGCUGACCACCCUCCCCUCGCCCUCCGCCACCAGCCCUAUGAACAUGCCCACCACUGGCCCCAACAGCCUGAGUUAUGCCAGCUCUGCCCUGUCCCCCUGUCUGACCGCUCCAAAGGCCCCCCGCCUCGCUAUGAUGCCCGACAACUAAAUAUCCUUAUCCACAUCAAUAAAGAGAGAAUCCUCCCUCCAGAAGGGUUUCUAAAAACAGCC